Messenger RNA from Gaeumannomyces tritici R3-111a-1, 1749 nucleotides. RefSeq lists its product as hypothetical. The transcript is spliced from 2 exons. Gene Ontology annotation, biological process: anaphase-promoting complex-dependent catabolic process. The record is from RefSeq and is a predicted model, not a curated record. Gene Ontology annotation, cellular component: anaphase-promoting complex. The coding region runs from base 240 to 1475 and encodes 411 amino acids. Lineage: Eukaryota; Fungi; Ascomycota; Sordariomycetes; Magnaporthales; Magnaporthaceae.
UGCUCCACGUAAGAGUUCCGCCUCGCGCUUCAUGAUUAAGCCCCGCGGUAGACUUCAAGAUUUGAACUAAUCAAGCGUUCUUCGUAACAUUCCAAGCACCGCUAGCCCGCGACCGAGCUUCUGGUUCGACAACUCAAGGGGGCAAAUCAGUCCCCUUGCGCGGAGAUGCGCGCGUGGGGUCCUGCGUGACCUUAGCAGCUUGUCACCAUCGACCAGUGCGCGGCGAAGCGAUCUUCACAAUGUUUUCCAUACUCCCCGACCUGACGCCGCAUGACUCCCACUCCCUCUGGUACACGUCCUCCCGCAGCCCGAUCCCCCCGGCGUCCUUCGACCCCGCGAACCAGCACGGCAGCCUCCUCGUGGAGGGCGGCGACGGGGCGCAGCGGCACCAGCACCGGCGGCAGCAUGGCGGGGCGUCGCAGGCCGUGCUGGAGCGUACGGUGCUGGCGCGCCUGCGCGCCGACGAGGCGUACCAGGAGCGGCGGCGGCUCAACGUCGGCAACUUUGGCGCGACGUGGCUCAAGCCCCCCGGCAUCGCAAAGUCGCUCUUCCAGCUGCGCGAGGAGCGCCGCGAGCAGGAGGAGCACGCCGAGGCCGUCCGCCGCGAGCAGCUCGCCCAGCAGCUGGCCGAGGCCGAGGAGGGCGCCGCCGCAGCCGCCACGGCUGCCGCCGUGGCGGCGGCUGCUGCAGAGGAGGGGGGUGGUAGCGGCAUGAUCGGUGAGAACGGACAGACGAUGUUGGGCCCCGGCGGGGAGGACGAGAUGAUGGGCGACGGGGACGACGAUGCGCAGCCGGAGGAGCGGGACCUGGACGACGAGAUCCCGGACGCGGACGAGGAGGGCUUCGGCUACGACGGGGCGGAUUCCGACGAGGAGUCCGAUUCGGACCGCACCGAAACGACAGACGACGACGACACCGAGGACGGCAGGGGAGGGAACGGCGGCGGCGGCGGCGGCGGCCCGGCGGCGGAGCUGCGGCAAGUGGUCGCGGCCGAGGAUCGCGUGCUAAACAUGAUGUCGCGCGGCCAAGGCCGGCGGCAGGACGUCGACGACCUGCUGUACGCCGGCGAGGAGGACGAGGUCGACGACGAGGACCGCGCCGAGAUGCUGCAGGAGGACGACCUGGCGCACCACUCCCGCGGCUACGGACACGGGCUGCUGGACGACGACGGCGACGGCCUGGACAUGGACAUGGACGGCGACCUGGACGACGAGAUCCCCGAGGCCGAGAGCGGCAUGUACGAGCACACCGAUACCGAGGCCUCGCUCAUGACUAGUGACGAUGAGCACGAGCAUGCCGAGAGGAGCUACGCCGCCGGUCAGCACCCGGCGUCGGCGCGCUUCAUGGGCGCCAGUAGUGCGCGCGCCUCGCACCGCAGCGGGAACCCCAGACGCAGCAUCGAUAUCAGCAGUAUUCUGUCCCGAGACGGGAGCAGCAUUGCCGGCAGUAGCCCCAACGUGAUGAGGAGACACUGACGAGAUUAUGAGGCACUGAAACGACAACGAAACUUAGCUAUACGAGAGAGAUACACAUCUUCCGUUUUGCGGCCCCUUGUACACGGAGUCAUGGGCAUAAAGAAAACCUAUAGACAGCUUAUUACAGGGAUAAAGGCAAGGCCUCGCAGAGACCAAAAAAAAACAUGAAUAAAACCGGUAAAUAUGUUAAGCAAGGCUCGUUGGUCUGCCAUCAACAAUCCCCAAACGUGAUCAUUUACCCUAUUUCCAAAGUCAACCAAUGGACGUCAUCCCG